GAAAACUGUGGACGCGGAGUAUUAAGGUGGCCUAUAACAUCCUCCACAAGCUGGGGAGCAAGCAGGAACCCAUGCUCAGACCUGGAGACCGGGUGAGUGAAGGAGGGAGGGGGGAGGGAGGAAUGGAUGGGGGUGGGGAGAGAUGAGGGAGGGAUGGAUUGUGGGAGGUUGGGAGGAAUGGAUGGAGGUGGGGAGGGAGGGAGUGAAUGGGUGUAGGAGGGAGGGGGGAAUGGGGAGGUAUGAAUGGAGGGCAGGGGUAAGAGAGAAGGAGAGAGUGGGUGAAGAGGCCUGUGUGUGAGCUCCAGCCCCUGUGUCUACAUUCAGAGAAGAGGGGCUUACAGAGCAUCAAGCAGCAUCAUGUCCACCCCAGGGUCCAAGAUAAGCACCAGCCACCAGGCUUAAUCUCCUGUGUUCAGGCUCAGGACACUGCCUGGUGUGUAUUACUGCAGUCAUUCUGGGUUAUGUUAUCCAACAUGAAUGUUAUUCCACGUGACGUACAGUAUCUGAGAGUUACUGUAUGCUCUCCCUUUAAAUCUUCACUAUCUUUACUACUGCUAUCUUUACUACUGCAAUCCUUUCUUCUCCAAUGAAAGUGAUUUACCACUUACAGUAUCCAUUUAAACAGCAUGUCGCCAGCUUUGAAUUAUGAGUAAGGAUUGUAAUGAAGAACCAUAAUGUUCCACUCUUUUUUUUCUGCUAUUUGAUAUACCGGUACUUGUGCAUUACUAAAAGGCAACCAUUACCUAUGGGUUGCUUCCCAAAUGGCACCCUAUUCUCUACAUAAUGCACGAAGUAGUGCACUAUAUAGGGAAUAGGGUGCCAUUUGAGACGCUAUCACUGACUCAAGUCUCCUCGGCAUCCAUCCUAUUUUGAGGAUGUUGCUUUGUUACUUUCAUCUAGGUUUAUUCCCCUUGGCUUGCUUGGUAGGAAAUUGAGUCAAUGGUUGUGUCCCAAGCGGCACCCCAUUUCCUUUAAAGUGCACUACUUUAGACCAGAGCCCUAUGGCCGUAUGCUCAAAAGUAGUGCACCAUAAAAGGAAUAGGAUGCCAUUUAUCACGUAACCAAGCUGGUGCUAUGCCAGUGUUUCCUCGUUAACUAGAGAGGAAUGGUUAAUUACUGUACAGAAAGUUUAUUCUCCCACCCCCUUCCUGUAAAGUAUAAAGUAGCGUUGAUUAUGCUUUUCAUAAAAAUAGUUUAUUGAAGCCCAUAAUAAGUCCCACUAGAGGUGCUUGGAGGUUUAGCAGAAUGGGAUGCGUCACAGCUGACACAGUAACAACACAGAAAUUGAGGAAAAACUGCAUUUUGCAGGGUGACAUUGAAAAGCUCUGAAAAAUGAUUUAACAGCACCCAUAAAUAAUUGACACUCCUUUUGCACAUAAGGCCAUGAGUUCCAGUCAAAAGUAGUGCACUAUAUAGGGAAUAGGGUGCCAUUUGAGACUCAGACAAUGUAGAGGACAUGUAGUAAGGUAAUGCUGUGUGCCAUCCAGGGAGGUGCACUCUGUUUCAGCCCCAGAUGCUGUCUAAUCAGAGCUACAGUAUAUUAUGGCUCUCUGUCCAACAUGGGAGCCAUUAACAGCACUUAGUGUUAAGUUUACUGUUAUCACACACACACACACACACACACAGACACACACACACUGUUAUCACUCCUGCUCCCAGGCCGGCAUGCAACCUGGUGCACAUCUGAUCCAACAUGCACUAGCACCAGAUAAGCUUUCCAAUGACGCCACCAUUGAUCAAGUUAAAGCACCAAGCACACACUCUAUCCACUGUCUCCAGACAUAGAACAUCUAUUGAAUAGGAUAUUUGUAUACAACACCUAGGAUAUUUUUAUUUAUUUAUAUUUAUUCAACCUUUAUUUUACCAGGCAGGUCAAUUAAGAACACAUUCUUAUUUACAAUGACAGCCUGGCUUCCUGGAUCUAGGAAGUUGUCCUUUUUUGUGUUGAGAAGCAUUGUGAUUCUGUGACGUGAUCUAUCCAUAAGUGAGCUGUUCUGCUCUGCUCUCCUCCUCCUCUGCUCCUCUCUGUUGGGGCCUGCUGGAGCUGAGAGAGCUGCACUAGGCAGAUGGAAGUGUCUAGGGGAUAUAGCAUUAGCUUUUAUCAGAGAGGGAGAGAAUUUCUUCUCACUUUUGUUUGUUUAUUUCAUUUGCUUUGGCAGUGUAAACAUAUGUUUCCCAUGCCAAUAAAGUCCCUUUGAAUUUGAGAAGGAGAGAGGGAGAGAGCAAGAGCCCAGAUACUCAGUGAGAGGUCACAAUCCCACUGUUCUGAUAAGGCUGCCUGCAUCGCUGCUGAAGAUCAAUCAGCCCCUUUGUAGACAAAGCCAGCGUCCCAAAUGACACCCUAUUCCCUUUAUAGUGCGCUACUUCUGACCAAGGCCCAUAGGGCUCUGGUCAAAAGUAGUGCACUAUGUAGGAAAUAAGGUGCCAUUUGGGACACACACCUCAUUUUGUGGCUCCAGUGUUGAGGAGAAAAGAGGCCCCCUGUGUGAACACGGUUUAGACAUCGCUGAUAAUCUGUCACUCAACAGACUGACUGACCCUGGGCUCAUGGGAUGAUAACGUUAGCAGCAUGCUUUAAUAUCUUACUUGGCAUGUAGUCAUGUUUUAGGAGAUUUUGAGUUUGGGCUGUAUUUGGGGCUUGUUGUCAUGACAACACUGACCUAAGACUUAGUCAUGCUCUCCUCAGUUUACAAUGAGCGAUGAGAUUUCAGACAUAUAGAUUUUCUGCUGCAUCUUAACCAAUGAUAAUCUAAGAUCUAUAAAUGUGCCUUCAGAGUGUAUGAAGUGUUUCCACGUUCUACUCAAAUUUCCUUUCAAGUCGGAAAACUUACCAUUUAUGUUGUUUUCAUAUCUUAGGAUGUCAUAUUUUGGAGAUUUUUGUCUAUAUUUGGGGCUGUCCGACAUCACAACACUGACCUAAACCAUUCUCUGUUCAAUUAUCAGAAUACGUUUACAGGAUAUCUAUUGGUAAUCAACCAUUUGUAUAAGGAUGGGUGAUUGCCCAUUACUAUUAUAUAAUUAUCACUUCACUCUGUCUGACCUUUAUGUGAUUCAUCUGUCCACAGGUGGCUCUGGUCUUUCCCAACAACGACCCGGCUGCCUUCAUGGUUGCCUUUUAUGGCUGCCUCCUGGCAGAAGUUGUCCCUGUGCCAAUCGAAGUGCCACUUACGAGAAAAGUAAGGACACACACACACACACACACACACACACACACACACACACACACUGGUGUACGUGUGUGUCCUCCUGGGUCAUCGAGGCCAGCAGAAUGAAAGGAAAGACAGGUGGAGUUCCCCUUUUUAGUACAUAAUGUGUGUCCCAAAUGGCUCCCUAUGAUGUAGUGCACUUCUUUCUACCAGGGUGAAAGUAGUGCACUAUAUAGAGAAUAGGGUGCCGUUUGGGACUCAGGAAUAACAGGAGGAAAAGUGAAGGAGAGGUGAAGCAAUGUUAGCGUUUGGCCCAAAGAGGUCGGGCAGUCAUAGGACUCAUUCUCUUCAUAAGUGUUGACAGUAGGCUGUCAACUGUCAUGUCGUCACAUAGAGAAAAGAGCAGAGGUACUGUAGCCUUGUAAACAUGCCCCUUUGCAGUCAGUGCUAUGUGUGUAGCUAUACUAUAUAUACAAAAGUAUGUGGACCUUCAAAUUAGUGGAUUUGGCUUUUUCAGCCACAUCCGUUGCUAACAGGUGUAUAAAAUCAAACACACAGCCAUGCAAUCUCCAUAGACAAUCAAACAUUGGCAGUAGAAUGGCCUUGCUGAAGAGCUCAGUGACUUUCAACGUGGCACAGUCAUAGGAUGCCACCUUUCCAACAAGUCAGUUUGUCAAAUUUCUGCCCUGCUAGAGCUGCCCCGGUCAACUGUAAGUGCUGUUAUUGUGAAGUGGAAACCUCUAGGAGAAACAAUGGCUCAGCCGCGAAGUGGUAGGUCACACAAGCUCACAGAACGGGGCCGCCGAGUGCUGAAGUGCAUAACGUGUAAAAAUCGUCUGUCCUCUGUUGCAACACUCACUACCAAGUUCCAAACGGUCUCUGGAAGCAACGUCAACACAAAAACCGUUGGCCGAGCAGCCACACACAAGCCUAAGAUCACCAUGCGCAAUGCCAAGCGUCGGCUGGAGUGGUGUAAAGCUUGCCGCCAGGAGAACGCUACCUGCCCAAAUGCAUAGUGCCAACUGUACAUUUUGGUGGAGGAGAAAUAAUGGUCUGGGGCUGUUUUUCAUGGUUCGGGCUAGGCCUCUUAGUUCCAGUGAAGGGAAAUCUUAACGCUACAGCAUACAAUUACAUUCUAGACCAGGGUUCUUCAAUUCCGGUCCUGGAGGGCCGAAACACUUCUGUUUUUUAUUUCUACCUGGUAGUUAAUUGCACUCACCUGGUGUCCCAGGUCUGAAUUAGCCCCUGAUUAGAAGGAGAGGAUGAAAAACAGAGGUGUUUCGGCCCUCCAGGACCGGAAUUGAAGAACCCUGUUCUAGACUAUUCUGUGCUUCCAACUUUGUGGCAACAGUUUGGGGAAGGCCCUUUCCUGUUUCAGCAUGACAAUGCCCCCGUGCACAAAGCGAGGUCCAUACAGAAAUGGUUUGUUGAGAUCGGUGUGGAAGAACUUGACUGGCCUGCACAGAGCCCUGACCUCAACCCCAUCGAACACCUUUGGGAUGAAUCGCCAACUGCGAGCCAGGCCUAAUCACCCAACAUCAGUGCCCGACCUCACUAAUGCUUUUGUGGCUGAAGUCACUGCAGCAAUGUUCCAACAUCUAGUGGAAUGCCUUCCCAGAAGAGUGGAGGCUGUUAUAGCAGCAAAGGGGGGACGAACUCCAUAUUAAUGCCCUUGAUUUUGGAAUGAGAUGUUCGAUGAACAGGUGUCCACAUACUGUUGGUAAUGUAGUGUAUCUUCUAAGGCAGGGAUGGGCAACUUUGAUGGGGGUGGGGGCCACAGAAAAAUCGGAACUCUUCAUGAUAGGCUACAGUUGCUCACGGGUCUGCAUACCCAUAUCCAAACCAAUCAAUGGGGGCACCCCGGCCGGUAAUUCGACCAUGAUAACAAGUUUAGAUAGCUGGCCACUAAAUGAACUUAGCAAUCUAAAAAUAUUUUGGUAACAUGGGCUACUUGACUAUCAGUGACUGACAUAAGAGAAAAACUGCAGCUGCACAACCAAAUUUCGAAAUUGCACCUUGUGUAUUCUACUAUUCUAACUCUCAACAGUAAGUUGAGACCCCAACUGAGUUCCCCAAAACAUUUAUGCUUUUGUUUUGUGUGUGUGUGUGGGGGGGGGAAUUGAUCCGAGGACCUUCAAAUGGGGGUUGGCGGGCCGCCAGUUGCCCAUCCCUGUUCUAAGGAGAUCAGUCCGGUCCUUUCUCUAGUGAAGUUAGUAGAGUUGUUCAUCAAAAAGAAAGGAGGACCAAGACACUCUUCAUAGAAUUAAUUAAAAUGCCUUUAUUUCAAUGUUCAAUGGAAACAACGUUUUAAAAACUCUAAUUUGAAGAGGGAGUGGUUACAGAAUUCAUUGGACAACACCUAGUAAGCAAUACUAUCCACAUUAAAAAGUGAAAUACUGUAGAUAUGUUAUCAAAAAUGCAUAUCAAGGCUAGAAGCAUCAGAAGCCCUAGAAAGGUAGUUCUAUUGAAUAUGACUGGGCAAAGUGUUAAGAAUAGGAGAGCCAUCUAUUUUAUAGAACACUAGAUCACAGCAAUCAUGGACCACAACAGUCUAAACAUAGCUGAGGGCAACAGAGCAAUAGUAGAGUUGGUGGUCAAAGUGGAGAAUAGCUGUAGCCUAGCAGUGUGUAGAACCAGAAGACUAAGGGGAUUUUUUUGCAAGUGAACAUGUCUGUCUUGUAAAAUAGAUUUUAUCCCAAUGAGAAUAAACCUAAUGUAAAUUAAGCUGAAAUAAAAAUACAAAAGAGGCUCCUAGAUGUAGGUGGUGUGUUCUUCUCUUAUGAGGCAGCUCACGUCCUAGUGCGACUCAGCCUGUCUGUGCUGCUUUGACCAGAUCUGGCUCUGUAGUUCAGUCAGAGGAUCGAAGCUUUUAAUCGUGGCCAUAGGGAGGUGGUCUGGGGGUCUGGGGGAGGUGGAGGACAUCCAGAGAGAUAGCAGUCAGUGGCCCAUUGAUGUGUGCUACGCUACAGGGCAAGAGCACAGAGUUUGUCCCAAAUGGCACCCUAUUCCCUCUAUAGCGCACUACUUUUGACCAUGGCCCAUAGGGUCAGUCAGACAGAGGAACAUGCCUCCUCAGGCAGUGAGGCUGGCGCUGAAGUCAUCCUGAUAACUGGAGGAUGAUCAACAGUGGAAAGUGAUUUGGGAGCGUUUGGUUCUCUGGAUGAGGGUGUAACUUGGCUUAUUAACACAGUUGUGUGACUAAAGUCCUGUCCAGGGGGUGUACUUGUAUGUCAAAGCUGGCUCACGCUACAGAAACAGGAGACAAGCUUGAGCCCUAUGGGCUAUUCUGGCUCGGAAAAGGCUUACUUUCCUUGCUUACAGUUGUCAUGGUGUAAUAUCUCUGGGGAGUGCUGUAGAGAAACCAGACGGCCAAUAUGGCUCUUCAGCAUCUGGAUCCAAUUGGCAUUAUUAAACAAGACUUUGUAGUUUCACUCUCUGUGGGGGAAACUCGCUGAUAUUGUACUUGUAUACUGUAGGAAUCACACUCAAGCGGGGACCAUUCAUCUGUUCCUCAAACCAUUUUAUUAUGUUAUGCUACAAUAGUAAUGGAAAAUGUGGCAAGCAAUUCAGUUCAUUGUGAAGGUCUCAUUCUUCUUGAUAUUACAGUAUGUAGGGAACGGAGAAAGCAGAGAUCUGAUAUUGGUGACAUAUUAGCUUGCAGCUCCAAUGGUUCGGCCUGGACAGUCAGGUUUGUGAGAAGACCUCUUCGAAAUUAGGACGUCCGCAACAGAGUUCAGACGAUUGACGUAAAGCUUGUCGUGCUCGUGAGUCUCUCAUCGUUCGAUGGUGGUGACUUUAGUUUGUAGCUCAAACGCUUCAGGUUUUACAGACGAUUUUGUGGCAAUUUUCUUGUCCGCAUCCUCUCAUGUGUAGAAAAAGACCGCUAUUACAAGCCACAUGUUAUGGAGUAGGCGCAAGCUUUAUAUUGACGGAAAGAGGGGAUUGAGCUGCAGCCACUACUAGAAACGGUAAGUCUCUAGCAUAAACACAAGGGGAGCUAUUCAGUAUUCAAAAUGACAUCACCGUGUGACGCUAGGGAGUGUUUUCCCCCUACCAGCACUCACACCUGCCUUUUUCCCAUCUUGCUUUACUCACACACAUUCACACAUCCCUCUUCUUUCUUUCUGCUCUUUCUCUCCCUCUGCUUUCUCUCUGCUGUCUCUUUCCAUCUCCUUGUCUGUCCCAGUUCAAUUUGCUAUUUCGCUGACUCAGGUUCAGCUGAUGCAGCCAGUGAGGAAGAGAGGCAGGCAGGCAGGCAGGCAGGCAGUCAGGAAGAGAGGCAGGCAGGCAGGAAGAGAGGCAGGCAGGCAGCCAUUCAGGAAGAGAGGCAGGCAGGCAGGAAGAGAGGCAGGCAGGCAGGUAGCCAGUCAGGAAGAGAGGCAGGCAGGCAGGAAGAGAGGCAGGCAGGCAGCCAUUCAGGAAGAGAGGCAGGCAGGCAGGAAGAGAGGCAGGCAGGCAGGUAGCCAGUCAGGAAGAGAGGCAGGCAGGCAGGAAGAGAGGCAGGCAGGAAGACAGGCAGGGCUGUGGGCCCAGUUUAUCAGAGAGACGGGGGCUGAGACAGAGAGAGCAGCUGUGAUGGAGAGAGACUGAGACAGAGUGGCUGUAUACUGUAUUGUAGGAAAAGGAAACCCCCUAGCCACAGAGCAGAACAGGCAGUGAUGUCAGAGCUGCAGGGCCUCCUUCUAUUAGUGUUACUAUCUACUCCAUAUGAGCCUGUGUGGGUUUAUUCCUCUACCCACACACUGUCUGAGAGCGAGAGCAGGCGACACAUGACCACGCAGUGUGUGAACAGUGGGAUAAUAUCACUGUGUUUUUCUAACCUAAAUAUGCACUCUUGAUAGUCGUAAAACACCAGAGCAAAGACUGGGGGUUUCACAGUAUCCCUUACAUGUUGAUAUAUGAUGUUUGUACAGUACUGUAUUUUGCAUUAUGAUAAUUGAUUGGAUUUAUGAAAACUCUGACUAUAAACACGUGCUCAAUGUACAAUAUGAAAAAUUAUCUCUUCUUUCUGUCCCUCUCUCUCUCUCUCUUUUUCUCUCGCUCUCGCUUUCUCUCCCUCUCUCCUUGUCUCUCUUCCCUCUCCAGGAUGCAGGGAGCCAGCAGAUAGGCUUUCUGCUGGGGAGCUGUGGGGUGACGGUUGCCUUGACGAGCGACGCCUGCCAUAAAGGCCUUCCUAAGAGUCCCACGGGGGAAAUUCCACAGUUCAAAGGUCAGUGACAGUGUCAAUGUGUGUAGCAAAUCACCGUAUGAUGUGCUCCUGUCAUAUGCUGUCAUAUGUGAGAUGGUCAGAUGGUUUUCAUGAGAUGCUACACCCAUAAAAAUAGAAUUCCAAUAUGGAAUUAUAUUUAUAUGGCUACAGCAGAAUGAGGUUCUGUAGUACCAGCAUGGAUUGAAAUUAAACACUGAUAUCAAACAGGUUUUUAGUUUCACCCGGGCUUCAGUGAUUUUAUUGCUCCCCUCCGAAACAAAUGGAGAGACUUAUUGGAAUGGAAGGAAAGGCAGGGAGGCAGCAGAGUAAUGGGAUUGAAUAGGAUGGGAGGUUUGCUGUAGUAGACAGCAGAUCCUGACAUAGUGCAUAUAGAAUGUCCCACUGCGUAGAGAACAGAGCAGUCAGACAGGGAAAGUGAGAGAGAUGGAUGAGGAGAGGAGGGAGAGAGAGAGGGAGAGAUAAAAAGAGAGGGGGACACAGGGGGAGUAAGAGAGUGAGAACAAGAGGGAACAGAGAGAGAGGAAUAUAGGGUAGUGAGUGAGAUGAGAAGGAAGGAUAGAGGGAGGAGGGCGAGAGGGCUCAGUGUGAUUAAUGCCUUGUGCCUUGUCUUCAGUAAUGGCUGUAUAAAUAGCAAAAUGAUGCCAGACAGCGGAUUUAAAGCUAUUCUUUUAGCAUAGAUUGAGAACCUGAGUCAGGGCUGAGUAGAGGGCUGGCUGUGGAAACCCCAUAUACAGUACUGGGGCCAGACCCAGGUUGCAUCCCAAAUGGCACCCUAUGGGCCCUGGUCAAAAGUAGUGCCCCCUGUAGGGAAUAGGGUGUCAUUUGGAACGCAGACCCAGCCUCAUUAGGGAUGAGUGGUCAUUGAUCGCGUCAGGGUAAUCACAUCACAUUAAAUGGCAGAUUCUGACUGGCUCUCUAAUGCCUUGACUUCCUUUAUGGUUGUCUUUACUUUUCUCUUGGUCCUAAUAAUUAUCUUUAAUUAUUCUGUCUCUCUUUCUAUCUCCAACCAGGCUGGCCAAAGCUGCUGUGGUUUGUGACUGAAUCCAAGCACUUAUCCAAACCUCCCAGAGACUGGUUCCCCCAUAUCAAGGACGCAAAUAACGAGACAGCCUAUAUCGAGGUAACCCACAGCUUUAUGUCUUUGAAUAAUGUAAAUGUACAGUGCAUUAGGAAAGUAUUCAGACCACUUGACUUUUUCCACAUUUUGUUACGUUUUUUUGUGCCUUUUACUCCCAUUGAUUUAGACUGUUAUUCUCCUGGGUCUGUUAAAUAAGUGUCUCACUCUUGACAGUCAGAGUGAUUGGAUAGACUGCAGUCUCCAUUGAUUUGAUGCAUCAUUCAUAAUGAAGAAAACAGGUGUUGCUGUUAUUGCUUUAACUAAAGCUACAGUAGAUCUCCCUCAGUUUCCUAAAAAUCCUAUUCAACAUUCAUUUCUGCUAUGCUAUGCUGUGUGCAAAGCUCUCAUAGGGAAAUCUAGACCAAUUGCAAAUGGCACUUGUUUGGUGUGAUAAUUUCAGGCCUUCUAAUUGCAGAUCAAUAUGCUUCAUGGGGUUUGAUUACAAUUGUCUUUCUGGUGAUUGGAUAUUCAUUUGCUGCUUCUGUAUGAGAGACCAAAUGUGUUUCCCAAAUGACACCCUAUUCCCUAUGUAGUGCACUACUUUUGAACAGGUUCCUAGUCAAACGUGGUGUACUAUAAAUGGAAUAGGGUGCUAUUUGGGAUGUGGCCCAAGACCAGUCAAUUCAGUAAUCUAAUGUGAUUUGUCUUAAUUUAGUUAGUCUUUUUUUUAUGCAGGAGGUAAUUCAACCAGAGGUGUAGAUAUUCUAUGCUCAUUGUGAAGUGAUUGAAAAGAUCAUAAUGAUAUAAGAGGGAAGAAAAUAAUUGGGAACAUCGUCAGAUCAGACGGCAGAGAUUGGUUGUGUCCCAAAUGGCAUCUUAUUCACUAUAUAGUGCACUACUUUUGACCAGGUUCAGUAAAAUAGGGUGCUGUGUGGGGACAGGUCCAUUUUGUUUGUUCCAGUCGAGACAGAAUCCAAAAUGGCGUUAGUAAAUAGUCACAAUUUUUUGUACUUUUGGCUCAUGCAAGGUACUUUCCUACACAGUCCCCACGUUUUUCUAGUACUCUCUUCAUUCAAACUGACAUUUACAAUAAAUAUUUACAGCAAUGGCUUAGAAGAAAUCACCUUGUCACAUCUGCAAAGGAAAAUAUCUCCAGAAAUAUUUUGCUCUAGUCCUAAUCUUUUAGACAAAUGGUUGUUUUCGUAGUCAUGCAUCGCUAACUAGACAUAUGGCUGAGCAGAUAUCUGGACAUGUUAUGCAUCACUCCUCUCAACGUAAUACUACCUUGAUAGUCUGUAAGAUAUAUAGAGCAUGAUAGAUUCUGUUUUAAUGACUUCGCCUAAUGACUGACUAACUUUUAAUAUUUUUGUUCCUUCUCCCUGUCUCUUAGUGCAGAUAAAAAUCAAUGGUGUAAUCCAUCUAAAUGUUGAGAGCUGUUCUCCCCAUUUAGUUUGGUUGAGAUGAAAUAUACCAUGAAUAAUGAAUGUGUGAUUCAUUCCUGAGUGUCGGUUACGUUCCAAAUGGCACCCUAUUCCCUAUAUAGUGCGCUACCUUUGACCAGGGCCCAUCAGCCCUCAGACAGAUAUGAGAAUGCUCUCUCUCUGUGCUCAGUCAGUGGAUGAUAGACAGUAGUCUGUAUAGUGUUUAUGUUGUGUCCCAUUGAUCCAGGCUAGCGCUGUGGUCGUUGAUCAGACUGACUGGAGAAGACUGGCCUAGACAGCAUCAAGGCUUUAUUUGAGGAAAUAUUGUCAUUGCCCUUCCUAGAUCUACUACUAUGUGUGUCUACUUUAGGACUGGGAUGGGUCUGAGAGACAGGACAUUACCGCACGAUUGUUACAGACAGAAUGAGUUUCGAAGCAUAAAAAUAGCACUUACUGUACACCUGGAGGUGUGUAAAAAGUAGUGAAAACAAAUGAAUAUGGACAUUAAAUGCAAAGUGGCAUUAUGGAUAUUCUCAGUACUAGUGACUGAUAAUUAAUCAGAUAUUUAACAGUAGUGUGUUUUUGUCAGCUUACAAGCAGUGUUUGAAAUGGACAGUGGUUUGUCUGUACAGUAAUAAGCAGGUGCCAUCUAACAACAUGAUUGUACAGUGGUGGAUAUAAUAAUGAUGGGCUGUGUUGCGGCUUUGUGAUUGUGACAGUAAUGUGAUACACAACAGCCUGACUCCUCCUCUCUCUCUGUCUCUCUCUCUUCCCUUUCUCCUCUUCUCGACAGUAUAAGACGUGUAAGGACGGCAGUGUGCUGGGAGUGACUGUGAUGAGGAUAGCUCUGCUGACUCACUGUCAGGCCCUCACCCAAUCAUGUGGAUACACAGAAGGUGGGUCUAUGCACCCCUCUCCUAAAAUACAUUCUACAGAAGUCAUAAUACUUAGACUCUUUAAAUAUAAUUUUUUCAAUUCUCCAUCCUACAGGAGAGAUAUCAUUUUUCAUUACAAUUGGGUUCUCUUUCUCUUAUCUUUCACUUGUCUGGGCAUUGUGCUUUUCACAGUCAUUGUUCUAAACCCCAUCUCUCCCAGUAAUCUUGUAUUGUGUACAUAUAAUCUAAUGUGUCAUGUUUCAUGGUUACUGUUUGAUGCCAGUGUUGUGGGAUUAAACUAUCUUGUUCUCUGUGUUAUGUCUCCUCUCCCUGUCUCUCUCUCUCUCCCUGUCUCUUCUGCAGCUGAGACCAUAGUGAAUGUAUUAGACUUUAAGAAGGACGUGGGGCUGUGGCAUGGCAUUCUC
Coregonus sp. 'balchen' is the source of this 12133-nucleotide messenger RNA. The record is from the annotation of a GenBank genome assembly. NCBI's taxonomy places the organism in Eukaryota, Metazoa, Chordata, Actinopteri, Salmoniformes, Salmonidae.